Molecule: messenger RNA, 2613 nt
Organism: Gracilinanus agilis (Agile Gracile Mouse Opossum)
Lineage: Eukaryota; Metazoa; Chordata; Mammalia; Didelphimorphia; Didelphidae
Gene: KIRREL2
Product: kirre like nephrin family adhesion molecule 2
Exons: 15
Coding region: 1-2130 (709 amino acids)
Biological process (GO): cell-cell adhesion
Cellular component (GO): cell-cell junction
Molecular function (GO): cell adhesion molecule binding
Source: RefSeq, a predicted model, not a curated record
AUGCUUUCGGGCCACUUCCUUCUGCUGCUCCUUCUCCUGGGCUCCAGUGCAGGCCAUGCUCCCCAUUUCCUACAGCAGCCUGAAGACCUGGAGGUUGUCCUGGGGGAGGAGGCCACGCUCCCCUGUGUCCUCAGCGGCUAUCAUGGUUUGGUUCAAUGGACAAAAGAUGGACUAGCCCUGGGGGGUGAACGGGAUCUGCCUGGGUGGUCCCGGUACUGGAUCUCUGGAGACAGGGCCACUGGCCACCAUGACCUGCACAUCGGGGCAGCUGAACUGGGCGACGAAGCAUCCUACGAGUGUCAGGCCACCCAGGCCGCUCUUCGCUCCCGACCGGCUCGGCUCCAGGUACUUGUUCCCCCAGAAGCACCUGAAGUGUUAGGGGCUCCAACGGUGGCUCUGGUCGCUGGGGUUCCUGGGAAUCUGACCUGCCGGACCCGAGGUGGAGCUCGACCGAUGCCUGAGCUGCUCUGGUUUCGGGAUGGGGUCCGUCUGGAAGGAGCCACUUACAGCCAGACUCUGCUGCCCAGUGGGAUCCUGGGAGCAGUGGAGAGCUCUCUCUCAAUCACUCCCUCUGCCCAGGAUGACGGUGCCUCUUUCAUCUGCCAGGCCCGAAGCCCAGCCUUGCCCAGGGGGAAAGACACUAAGGUCACCCUCAGCCUGCAGUAUCCCCCAGUGGUGACCCUUUCUGCUGAGCCACAGACUGUGCCCGAGGGUGGGAAGGUCACAUUUCUGUGCAGAGCAACAGCCCACCCCCCAGUCAUUGGCUACAGGUGGGCAAAAGGGGGAUCUGUGCUGCCUGGAGCUCGAGGGCCCCUUUUAGAGGUGAAAGCUGAUGCUUCCUUCCUGACUGAACCUGUGUCCUGUGAGGCUACCAAUGCCGUGGGCAGCACCAAUCGGAGCACAGCAUUGGAUGUGCAGUUCGGUCCUCUCCUCCUUUCUCCGCCUGAGCCACUGGCGGUGGAUGUGGGGGAAGACGCCUCCUUCACCUGCACCUGGAAGGGAAACCCACCCCCACGAGUAACCUGGGUCCGUCAUGGGGGGUCGAAGAUCCUCAGUUCUGGGCCCACCUUGCGUCUGGUGUCCGUGGGGCCCGGAGACUCGGGAAGCUACCAGUGUCGGGUGGAGCCAGGACCUUCAGGAAUGGGGGGCGGCCUGGGGGAGGCCACCUUGACUGUGCACGGCCCCCCGGCAGUGACUGCCCUGCACUCGCCUCCUGCUGCCCUGGGAGCCCCGGCCCGGCUGGAGUGCCUUGUGCUCGGAUCUCCAGCCCCUGAUGCAGUGGUCUGGUCCUGGGGCGAGGGCGACCUGGCCUCAGGCUCUCGAGGCCGCUUCCUGGUGGAGACGGUCCCUGCCCCGGGGGCUGCCGGGAGUGGGCCGCGGGGGCUGCUCUCGGUGCUGCACAUCUCAGGGACUCGGGAAGCAGACUUCGCCAGAGACUUCAACUGUAGCGCUCGGAACCGGCUGGGCGAGGCCGGCGCCAGAUCCGGGCUGACCCGCAGUGACCCCCUGCCCCUGGUGCGCCUCGUGGCCGGAGUGGCUGCCGCAGCCACCGCCUUCCUGUUGCUGCUCAUCGCGGGGGGCGCCCACUGCUGCUGGCGCCGAGCUCGAGGUCAGUCCAGGAUCUCUAAGCGGGACAUCCUAGUGCAAAUCACCGACAGCGAUGGUUCCAGCCCUCGGGCCCCGGAGGAAGAGGACGAGGGGAGCCGGGAAGACCGGGUCUCCAGCAGCGAGUCCCCCGGCACUGCCCACACCAAGCAGAGCGACCUGGAGGCCGAGGAGGAGGCGGGGCCCGAGGCCAAGGAUCCCACUAACGGCUACUAUAAAGUUCGAUGUGCCGUCGGGAGCCAGGACCCCGGACCUGCCCUGUUCUCCUCGCCAGCGUCCCCUGUCUUCCCUGCCAGCCCCUCUGGACUCUAUGACCUGGCCCCUCACCUGGCCUUAUUCCCCCCGGACCUAGGGGGCCUCUACCUGCCCCGGGAGGGCUACCUCACCACUCCAUACACCCGGGCGUUCAGCAGCUAUGUCAGAUCCACCCCGUAUGGGGCCCCUGAGCCAGCCCCUGGGGCGCCCCCCUUUUCCUACACUGUCCUCCCAGUUCCUGGCCACCAGCGCCUUCAAACCCACGUGUGACCUGCUGCUCAGCCCGCCAGCCAAGGGAAGGCCUCUGGAAAGUCUCCAGUCUUCUUGGGUGAUGAACUGGGCCACCAAGAUUCCCCCCUCAAGAGAGCAAACCAAGUCUGGGAAUGGGGAGGGAGGAGGGGAAAGACUUUGAUGGACAGCUGACCCAGCAAAUGGGAAAGGCUCAAGCCAAACCACGCCAACAGGUCACUCCAGUCGAGAGAAUUCAAAGUGGCAGGUGGGCUAGGACGGAACCCUGGUAUACAGGGGACGGCAUCGAGGAUGGCAUCGAGGGCACAGAUAUCCAAAAGCAGAGCCAGGAUGGCAUGAAGACCGAGACUGCCUGGUGGGUGCUCAGUCUCAUAGAAACGUGCCAACAUGGCUUGGUGGGCCCAAGGUGGCCACCUCACCUGCGGGGGAGGAGGGCACCUGGGGUGCGUUUCUCCAAGUGGCCCCAUUGCCGAGGCAAAUACGAAUUGGGAAAUGUGGGGUAGA